Diceros bicornis minor is the source of this 5513-nucleotide messenger RNA. It is a transcript of the gene PRKAR2A, whose product is annotated as protein kinase cAMP-dependent type II regulatory subunit alpha. Gene Ontology annotation, cellular component: cAMP-dependent protein kinase complex. The transcript has 11 exons. Bases 235 to 1440 code for a protein of 401 amino acids. Lineage: Eukaryota; Metazoa; Chordata; Mammalia; Perissodactyla; Rhinocerotidae. Gene Ontology annotation, biological process: regulation of protein phosphorylation. The record is from RefSeq and is a predicted model, not a curated record. Gene Ontology annotation, molecular function: cAMP-dependent protein kinase regulator activity.
CCUCGCGGCGGCAGCUGCCCAGUGACAGUGGCGGCGACACCAGGCCGGCCGUAGUAGCGUAGGGUCGUGCGGCCCGGAAACGCACACCCCGCCAAAGGACGGCGCGAAGAAGACCCGACCGGUGUCGCGUGUGAGGAGACCUCGCGGGCGCUGGGAGAGAGGCCGGCGUGAGGGAGCGCGGAGGCAGUGGCCACCGGCGGCCGGGCCCCGCCUCUCCUCGCGGCCGCCGCCAGCAUGAGCCACAUCCAGAUCCCGCCGGGGCUCACGGAGCUGCUGCAGGGCUACACCGUGGAGGUGCUGCGGCAGCAGCCGCCCGACCUCCUCGACUUCGCGGUGGACUACUUCACCCGCCUGCGCGAGGCGCGCUCCCAAGCCUCCGUCCCUCCCGCCGCUCCUCCUUCCGGCUCCCAGGAUCUAGAGCCCGGCCUUGGCCUUGUCGCCGACGCGAACAGGGACAGCGAGUCGGAGGACGACGAGGAUUUUGACGUUCCAAUUCCUAACAGAUUUGAUCGGCGAGUAUCAGUCUGUGCUGAGACCUAUAAUCCUGAUGAGGAAGAGGAAGAUACUGAUCCAAGGGUGAUUCAUCCUAAAACUGAUCAACAGAGAUGCAGACUUCAGGAAGCUUGCAAAGAUAUUCUCCUUUUCAAAAAUCUUGAUCAGGAACAGCUUUCUCAAGUCCUUGAUGCCAUGUUUGAAAGGACAGUCAAAGUCAACGAGCAUGUUAUUGACCAAGGAGAUGACGGAGACAACUUUUAUGUCAUAGAAAGGGGAACCUAUGAUAUUUUAGUAACAAAAGAUAAUCAAACCCGUUCUGUUGGUCAGUAUGACAACCAUGGCAGUUUUGGAGAACUAGCUCUGAUGUACAACACCCCGAGAGCUGCUACCAUUGUCGCCACUUCAGAAGGCUCCCUUUGGGGACUGGACCGUGUGACUUUUAGAAGAAUCAUCGUGAAAAACAAUGCAAAAAAGAGGAAGAUGUUUGAAUCAUUUAUUGAAUCUGUGCCGCUUCUUAAAUCACUAGAGGUGUCAGAACGAAUGAAGAUUGUGGAUGUAAUAGGAGAAAAGAUCUAUAAGGAUGGAGAGCGCAUAAUCACUCAGGGUGAAAAGGCUGAUAGCUUUUACAUUAUAGAGUCCGGCGAAGUGAGCAUCUUGAUUAGAAGCAAGACUAAAGCAAACAAGGAUGGUGGGAACCAGGAGGUCGAGAUUGCCCGCUGCCAUAAGGGUCAGUACUUUGGAGAGCUUGCACUGGUCACCAACAAACCCAGAGCUGCUUCAGCUUAUGCAGUGGGAGAUGUCAAAUGCUUAGUUAUGGACGUACAAGCAUUUGAGAGGCUUCUGGGACCCUGCAUGGACAUCAUGAAGAGAAACAUCUCACACUAUGAGGAACAGCUGGUGAAGAUGUUUGGCUCCAGUAUGGAUCUGAUCGAUCCUGGGCAGUAGGUGUGCCACACCCCAGAGCCUUCUCAGUGUGACACCAAAACUGUCCGGUCAGCCACAGAACACAUACAGUAAAACAGACACGAGAGAACUGUUCCUGCUGUUGCCACCACUGCUGCCGUGGGCAUUUCGAAAACUUGAAAGUCAACACUAAAGGACGGGUAGAGGUUCAACCUACACCUCCACUUUGCUUCUGAAAGCCCAUUAUUAGACCACUUGUAAUGAUUACUCCAGCCCAAUUUUCACAUCUUUGGUUCAAAAUGGCAUGUCUCUCCAACAAUUUAAGUGCCUGAUACAAAGUCCAAAGUGUAAACAUCUUCCUUCCCUCUCUUGCUGCUACUUUUGCUUUUGGAAGUUACUACAGGUCUGCACAAACCUGUUGUAUAACUGUAGACACCCUCCCCCAACCUUUCUCAAGAAAGGAAAUGUUGUAGCCUUUGAUCUCCUCAUUUGUCCUUUGAGAAAGUCCACAUUUGUUCACAAUUGUAGACUUUGGUUUUACAGUGGAAAAUAGUGGCAGAUGUGAUGAAGGUCUGUGGUCUUGUGGCAUUGUACUGUCUGCUGACAGCUGCACACGUUACAGCUGUCUUCAAACUCACAGUGAUGCUUAGGGAGAGGCCCUGCCCAGGGCUCAGCAGGUCAGCACCCCAAAGCACACUGAUUGGUCAUUGGUUAGAGCAGAAAAUUUGGGUUUGGCACAUUCUUCGGGUAGCAGAGAAACAGGCAAGGUUUUCUGCGUUGGGGGGGUUUUGUUUUGUUUUAGUAGAUUCUGUUUUGUUUUGUUUAAUCUCUGUACAGUUUGUAUGAAUGAAUUGCUGUCCAAUUAUAAGGAGCCAGGGUCUGGAGGUGCCAUUGCUUUAUCUGACCCAAUACUUUCCUAGGCAACUCCUGCCAUCUCUUGUUUCCAGUUGCCCCUACUGGCUAAUGGCAGUGUGUGAGCAAGAGGUUGUACUACAAAGAGAGCCCUUUUCUUCUACUCCAGAGUUGUUGCAUAGCUUUGCUGUUUAACCAUCAAUUUUUAAACUCUUUAAAGAAGAAGAAGCUAUUUUUUUGAAAUUAAAAAAAAAUUAUUUCUUUUUUUUUGUAAGGAAGGUCAGCCCUGAGCUAACAUCCAUGCUAAUUCUCCUCUUUUUUUGCUGAGGAAGACCGGCUCUGAGCUAACCUCUAUUGCCAAUCCUCCUCCUUUUAUUUUCCCCAAAGCCCCAGUAGGUAGUUGUAUGUCAUAGUUGCACAUCCUUCUAGUUGCUGUAUGUGGGACGUGGCCUCAGCAUGGCCGGAGAAGCGGUGCGUUGGUGCGCGCCUGGGAUCCGAACCCCGGGCCGCCAGUAGCAGAGCGCGCGUGCUUAACCGCUAAGCCACGGGGCCAGCCCUAAAAUUAUUUCUCUAUUUAGGAAAUUUCCUUUGGACGUAUUCAUAUAUGUCAGUUUGUCAGCAGACUCAGGCGUUCAUUCUAAAGAUCAACUCUUUUUGUUAGUUUUCAAAAAUUGGGAUAAUUUGCAGUUUCAUAGAGUUACUGUGAAGAUCUUUCUAAUUAAGAUGUUGGGAUAUUUGGGGUUCCAGUUGUUAAUCCCAGAGAAAAAUAAUUUAGCUUAUAUUUUAAAACUUUUUUAAGCUUUUAAUUAUAUCAGGUAGAAUUCUGAUGAAUUAUCCUAAUUAACUAGAUAUAUUUCAGAAUGAAAUUUUUUUUCUUCAGAAUGACAGAAUCAGAUGCUACAAGAGAUUUUUUUUUUCACACUUUUUUCACAUUUUCACGCUGUUAGUGUGAAAUUUGCAUAAAGAUAAAUUUGAAUGUCGUAGCCAAGUUUAUAUUAGGUCAAGAGCCCCUUUCUAAUAUGAUUUUUUUUUUAAUUUGUAUAACUCAAUAAAUCCCUAAGAGAUUAUAUGCUGGGGCUUAAGUCAUUCCUAUUGUGGAUAAUGAUGGAGCCCACCUGGUCACCUUGCAUUGUCCACAUAAGCCAGGCUCUCUGCUUUUACCAUGUGUAGUGUGGUCGACAGAUUUCCAGAGCGUUGACCCACUACAACCUUGGUCAGUGCUCCCUUUUCCUUGCUUUGUGAAGUGAAAGCAGAAGGAUUCUUUUCAGACUACCCUAAGUAGUCUGCUUUGCAGCUCUCAGAAUUGUGAAAGGUUGUAACUAAUACUCCAAAACAGGCAGCUAGCACUGGGAAAGCCCAUGUGGUUUUUCCCACGAUUUUCCAAGGUUCUUUUUAUGGUGUUGCUUUAUUAUCAAAUAAAUUAAGAAAGCAGAUCUAGCACUUUAACAGACAAAAACCACACCUUUUUCUUGCAGAGGUAAGAGGUACAUUGGGCUUCAGGAGUGACACAGAGAUCUAGCCCCAGACUAUGUGAGGGCUCUGUUUAAACACUGAAAGGAUGCCCCCCUUACACCUCCCGAGCCAGCAUUAGUUAGGGCUGGCUGUAAACUCCAUGCCAGAAUCACUCCUGCAGGCUACUAGGGAUGGGCCUUCUUCUCCUGCCCUGUGGCAUAUCCCAGUUCAGUCUUCCCCUUCACAGAGGCCUCUCUGACACCCUGACUCACUGAUGGUUGCUGUUUUACAGACUAGAAUUCAUCGGGUUUAAGCCCUCCUACUCUAACUACAGAUUAUCAUCAUUUCAGACCCUCACUACAUACAGGGUUCCUUGGGAGUCUGGCUUGAGGAAGGGAGACUUUAAAAGGACGAGCGUGAGGGAAAUAGGACACAGCCAUUACCAAGGUGCCAGGAGUCUGACAAUGUUUCAAUUCUCUUUAUAGCAUAGGGAAUCAAAGGUGGCAGACCAAGUCUGACUCAGGGCUGUGGUCUCUACAUUGUGCUGGGCAAGCCCUGCACUGAUGGUUGAGCCUCAUGAGAAGGAGUAUGUGUUGGGAAGAGAUCCCUUGUUAAUUGUUUAUAUUGUUCUCUUCUAUCAGAGCUUCACAUGCUCUUUUCUGGCUUUACUAUUGAUUUUGGAUGGCAGAGAAUGUUCCUGAGAGCCUUGAGGUCCAACCUGCAGUAUUAUCCUUCCUUCUGCCCCCAGUUUAUCACACCCACUCUCUUCUUUUGAUUAUAUUCUCUGAAGGAAGGGUUCUGCUUUGUCCUCUUAGUUGACACUUCUUAUAUAUAAUUGCUAUAGAUUCUCAGAAAUCAGGGUGGAGCUUUUCUUUGAGCAGUUUAGUGAGCGAAUUCAGCAGCAAAGUGGCAAGAAAUGGUUCUCGAGCCAGGGGAGCUCAUGUGCAUCCUCUUGCCCAGAUUCUCUGCUCACAAUGGUAGAGAAGUCAGUGAGAAGUGCCACUGGCACCCAACAGCACCCUGGGCACGCAGCAUUUCCAUGUCUCGUGUCACAGUGUACAAACAAUCCUCUCUCAUUUAGAAAAAUUGAAAGAGCAUUUUUGCACAGAGAAAAAGGAAAAAGACCCAUGAAUGUCAUCUUUUUUCUUUUGUCUUCAGUUGGCUGAUGUUGGAAUUUUUGUUCUCAACAUGCCCUUGUAAACCAGUCUUGCCAAGAGACGAGUUGUUUUGGUUUUUCACUCCAGUUACCUCUUGUUCAUCCUGUCUUGACUGCUGAUGUUCCUCGAUGAUUCUAAUGUCUAUUUUAUGGGAAGCAGCCUUCCCGUGGUUUCCUUUUACACACUGCAGGGCUAUCUUUAUCCUAAAAAAAAAAGAAGAAAAAAAAGAAAAUUGUCACUAGCCUCAUGGGGGAUUUGCAGAAAACCAUUUAGCCCAUCUUCAACAAAAAGUAGAUUCCUCAUUGUUUUCUUAAGCUCAUUGUAAUAAAAGAAAUCUAGUUCAGCAUUAUUGUGCUACCUCAAAGGUAAAAUGUUUUAAGGUCUUUUUUUGGUCCUGAAUUCUACAUGUAGUGUUUGAAAUGUCUUUCAAUUGAAAUUAUUUUUAAAUCAUUGGGGAGAAUCUUAUUUUAACCCAUUUUACACUUGUAUUUUAAUCUCAGAAUAAGUGAUUGGAAAGGGAUCAAUUCUUGCUCUGUAGUAUUGAAUAUAUAACUAAAUCAUUGUUUGCCAUAAACAAGGUUGAGUUUUUUUUAAAAGGAAACUCUAGGGCUUGGCUUUGCUCUUGGUUAAUAAAGGCUGACAAAUCAUGUCUGA